UUCCGCAAUUUCCUUGUCUCUUCCCUCCCUUGGAACUUCAGUCGCCCCACCUCCCUCUCCAUCACAGUUCUCUCUCUCUCUCUAAAAUCUCUCUCUCCAGAACUUCUCUCUGUGACACCAUUCCAGAAGAAAACCUUGGAAGAAGAAGAGGUCAUAGUAUGUCUUGCUCCUCUGCUUCUCAUAAGCAAUGGCGUUGUGAUGAUUUUACCAGCAAAUGAUGUUGUAUUUGUAAAUCAGAUUCAGACUAAAGAGUUAUAAAUAUUGUCUGUGAUGGCUCUCUGUUUUGAGGAGUGUACUAUCCAUCUACUCCCUUGGGCAAAACUUAUGCUGAGUUCUUGCAAGGUUUAAUCGUGCACGUGCAGCUCAACUUACUUUGCCCCAUUUUACAUGUCAGACUCCACUAUUCAUGCCUGUUGGGACACAAGGUACGAUAAAGGGUCUCACAAAUAGCCAACUAGAGGAUAUUGGUUGUCAAAUAAUUCUCGGGAAUACAUACCAUCUGGCACUUCGUCCUGGUGCUGAUUUGAUUGAUGAAUUGGGUGGUCUCCACAAAUUUAUGAAUUGGCCGAGGGCCUUGCUUACUGAUUCUGGUGGCUUUCAAAUGGUUUCCUUGUUGCACUUAGCUGAUAUUACUGAAAAGGGUGUAACCUUUCAGUCACCUGUGGAUGGAAGUCCAAUGUUGCUAACCCCUGAAGAAUCGAUCCUGAUUCAAAACAAAAUUGGAGCUGAUAUAAUCAUGGCCCUUGAUGAUGUUGUAAAGACCACCAUUACUGGCCCUCGCAUUGAGGAGGCUAUGUACCGGACUCUGCGUUGGGUAGAUCGAUGUAUAGCUGCUCAUCAAAAGCCUUACGAACAAAAUUUGUUCGGUAUUGUUCAGGGGGGAUUAGAUCCAGUUCUGAGGGAUAUAUGUGUAAAAGGCUUGGUUGACCGCAACUUACCUGGCUAUGCUAUUGGUGGUCUUGCAGGAGGUGAAGAUAAAGAUUCAUUUUGGCGUGUUGUAGCCCAAUGCACAGCUGCAUUGCCUGAGGAUAAACCACGAUAUGUUAUGGGUGUUGGUUAUCCGCUUGAUAUAGUAGUUUGCAGUGCUUUAGGUGCGGAUAUGUAUGAUUGUGUUUAUCCAACACGUACUGCUCGUUUUGGUACAGCUCUUGUACCUGAGGGUCUAUUGAAGCUGAAGCACUCCGUAAUGGCAGAUGACACUCGCCCUAUUGAUCCCACGUGCUAUUGUAUGGUUUGCAAGAACUAUACACGAGCUUACAUACACAGCCUUGUUACAAAAGAUGCUAUGGGUUCUCAACUUUUAUCAUAUCACAAUUUGUCCUAUAUGAUGAGACUUAGUCGUGACUUGCAUACAUCAAUCAUUCAAGAGCAAUUUCCAGAGUUUGUCUGUCGGUUCCUAAGUUCACAGUUCCCCAAGGGUGACGUCCCCGAAUGGGUUUGCAAUGCUAUGGAAGUGGCUGGCAUAGACAUCUCAGCUUGUUGUGCUCCAUUCUCAUCUGGCCAAGAAUAGUGGGAGUUUUUGCUUUCGAAGAAUCCAAUCUAACUGAGCUUCGUGGUGCACGCCCUCCCCACAUAAAAAAGGAUGCAGCAUAUGUUUGCCUUCGAUAUACUGUUACCAAGGAGUAGGAGACCGUUAUACGCACACUCGCAGGAGAUCGUCCAACUUGGAACCAAAACAGUGACUUCCUUUUAUUUUUCAAUUUCUUUGCCCCCUUAAAUUCAUUGUUGCAAUAUAUCCAUUGGUCUAAAAAAAAUCUCAUGAAAAUUGUGAGAUUUUUAAAACAAGCAUAUGUUCUUUGGGGUAAUGAUAAUUUUCUUCUUUUCUGUU
Messenger RNA from Amborella trichopoda, 1828 nucleotides. RefSeq lists its product as uncharacterized. Gene Ontology annotation, molecular function: tRNA-guanosine(34) queuine transglycosylase activity. The record is from RefSeq and is a predicted model, not a curated record. Lineage: Eukaryota; Viridiplantae; Streptophyta; Magnoliopsida; Amborellales; Amborellaceae. Gene Ontology annotation, cellular component: cytosol.